GUGAAGACAACUUGUGAAUGAUUUCAAACAAAAAUAAUAAAUUGUGACACAUAUUUUGAUAAUAUUUAUAUUAAAAAUGUCCAAACAAAUGUAAUAAACAUGUUGACCAAUUUUCUAUUAAUUUAAAUCGAACAUUUUAAACAAAGGUGAUAGGAGAGAUAAGGAAUUAAUAAACAACAUUUUGGAAUUUAUCAAAUUCCUAAAACAAAUAUUGCAACAAAUAUGACAGCACCAUUAGAUAUUGGCAUGAUGGAUUUCUUACUCCAACGCGACGAUUUAAAGGAUCACGGUGUUCUUAAUAAUAUUAAGAAUGAAAUUGAUUUGGAUAUACCUGGAUUCGCUUACACGAAUUCCGAGGAUAAUUUUAAUAUUAAUGACGUUUGGCCAUCCAAUCCUGAUGAAAUAUUGGAUUCUAUUUUAAAUGACGGUGGACAAUUGGAAGGUGUUUUGGAUCCAUCUCCAAAUUCAUGUUCUGAUAGUGGUUUAAGCAGUGGCGAAAAUCAUGAUUUUGAAUUUGAGGAACAAUUUCAUGUUGGCGACGAUGACGAAAUCUUAAGCUCAACAAUGAGUUCGCCCGGUCCAUCAAUUUCUGAAGCUGGUAUUCAAUCAUCUCCCAUUUAUUCUACUACAUACUAUGAAGGUGAAUCAUCACCGGCGGACUUGAAGGCAGAUGACACUGAAAUGGUUUAUACAACAAAUGAAACACAAAAUACGACACCAAUUAUAAUUCAACCAACGAAUUUAUCAUUUAAAAAUACAUCUCAACAGCAGCGUACAUCUUUCAUAAAUAAUAAAUCGUUACAAACCGUAACGAUUUUAAAUCAAAAAAAUUUACCAACAAAACUAUCUGGGAAAGUGAUACGAGUUCAAGCUAUGCCACAAUCUACAACAGCUAAUGGAAAUGGAAGUUCACAUCAUCAUCCACGUUCAAUAUUGUUACCAGUAUCGGUUAAAGAUCUACGGACAAUCAAAAUAAUCAAUACAUCAUCAUCAAACAAUAAACGAAAUAUUAAAUUGACAUCGGCAAAUUUGUUACAACAUUCGAAGAAGAUUUCAAUUAAAAAUAAUAAUAUUAUUUUUACACAAGCAGUAGAGGAACCAACAUCGAACGAUGAAACUAUCGAUAUGACAACAUCGACAAGUGAUGAAGAUAUGUUUGAUGGAAGUAAUUCAGAUACAUCGAAUGUGAAUAUUGGUAACAAUAAUAUGAUGGACGUAUCACAACAAGGCUCUUAUCCACGUUUACAAUUAACUACGGAGGAACAACGUUUAUUGGCUAAAGAGGGUAUUAGUUUACCAACAAGUUAUCCAUUAACAAAACAUGAAGAACGUGAAUUGAAACGUAUACGACGAAAAAUCCGUAAUAAAAUCAGUGCUCAAGAUUCUAGGAAACGUAAGAAGGAAUAUGUUGAUGGUCUUGAAGACAGAGUAAAACAAUGCACCGAAGAGAAUCAAACAUUAUUAAAACGUAUAAAAGUAUUACAAACACAAAAUCAAACAUUGGUAUCACAAUUACGACGAUUACAAGCCUUAGUAUCGAGAAAGAUUGGUGGUAAUCAUCUAAAUAAUUCAUCGUCAACGCAAGGAGCCUCAACAGCAUUUAAUGGAUCCUCUGCAGGUGCACUUGGUGGUGCUGGUGGACUAAAUAAUAACAAAGCACAGCCAGCCACAUGUUUAAUGGUGUUACUUUUAUCGUUAGCAUUGAUUGCAGUACCAUCAUUAAAACGUGGUGAUGAUUCAUCGACAGCGUUAUCAGACGUUGAUCACUUUGAGAAUAAAGUUGAAGAGUAUAUUGGUAAACGUGCGUUACUCUUUAAACCAGCAGAUGAAGGUAUCGAUGAUGAUCUAAACAUGGAGGAUUUAAUCACAUUCCAUUCAGAAAACUAUUCAUCAUCACCAUCACCAAGUAAAAAGAUGCGUUUAGAACCGCAUCUACCGCCGUUGGAGGAACUAUCAUUGGACGGUUAUCCACCGACAAGUCCAAUAUCAUCUACACAACUUGAUCAUGACACCGCUAAUCAUAUACAACAACAUGAAAAGUAUAAAGAUGCAUUAUGGCCAUUGUCAUCGGCAUCAUCACUAGUAACUGGUUCCAGUGAUGACGACGUUGACAAUGGCAGCACUUUACGUCACAAUGCAUCAAGUAAAAAUAAUGUUGUCAUUUUACAUAAACAUCGACUUCAAAUACCAGAGGAUCAGUAAAUUUUAGCUAGGUGGUGAUUUUUUUUGUUUGUUUCUUUGUACCUUUUUUUUCAUGAGCGUAACUAAAAUACCUUUUUUCCUUCUUUUACUCUGCAAGAAAAUUACCCAUCGAAUCUUUUGUGUGAAAUAUGACACUUAAUAGAUAACUUAUAAUUAUGGUCAUUAUAUCCGAUAGCCGUUACAAGCGAUAUCAAAGUUAUUUUUAUUGGUUUUUUUAACAUGUUAAAAUUGGUUUUGUUAGGCAUUCCGAAAAUCUUAUAUCACUUCCAAGGGCCUCUAUUAGCAAAAUUAUUGCGACUACUACAGGACACUGGCAGGCACGUUGAACGACUGAGUCCUGGAUCUGACAGUGUAUCAUGACUACUACAUUUCACAGUGAGGAGGAGGGAGAAAUUAUGUCUCAUCUUCUCUGUCACUGCCCAGCUCUUGCCACGGGGAGGUGGACUCACUUGAGCCAGCCUUUCUUUGACGAUCUCUCCAACCUGAAGUCCGUUGAAGUCAAAGCACUUUUGCUGAGCCAAUCCUUUUUCGGUAUCACAACGGACCCUAUGUUCUAAGUGUGUACCACCCUAGGACAGCCACUCAUAAUUAAAAUUAUCUUUUUAUGUAUUUUAAAAAAAAGUUACAAUUAUGACGUAAUAAAGCCUAACAACACUGAAAUGUUUAUGUUGAUAUUUAACGAUCAGUUCAUGACAACAUAACUCCAAAAAAACUAUUUAAAGAAAUUUUAAUUUAAUGAAAUUUACAAU
Messenger RNA from Chrysoperla carnea, 2951 nucleotides. RefSeq names its product probable basic-leucine zipper transcription factor J. Gene Ontology annotation, cellular component: nucleus. Gene Ontology annotation, biological process: regulation of transcription by RNA polymerase II. The transcript is spliced from 7 exons. Lineage: Eukaryota; Metazoa; Arthropoda; Insecta; Neuroptera; Chrysopidae. Bases 223 to 2202 code for a protein of 659 amino acids. Gene Ontology annotation, molecular function: RNA polymerase II cis-regulatory region sequence-specific DNA binding; DNA-binding transcription factor activity, RNA polymerase II-specific. The record is from RefSeq and is a predicted model, not a curated record.